Molecule: messenger RNA, 1534 nt
Organism: Ostrinia nubilalis (European corn borer)
Lineage: Eukaryota; Metazoa; Arthropoda; Insecta; Lepidoptera; Crambidae
Product: G protein-activated inward rectifier potassium channel 2-like
Exons: 3
Coding region: 168-1358 (396 amino acids)
Biological process (GO): potassium ion import across plasma membrane; regulation of monoatomic ion transmembrane transport
Cellular component (GO): plasma membrane
Molecular function (GO): inward rectifier potassium channel activity
Source: RefSeq, a predicted model, not a curated record
UAAUACUACGCUAGAUAUUCAUAUCAGUGGUUGAUUCCACAAUGGGAGACAAAGCGAGUUGCACAAAACAUUUGACUGCCGAAAGUUGUGUGCGAUUGAACAGGAGGUGAAUUUUCGUGAUAAUUGCAAAAAUUACCGAAAUUCUUGAUAAUAAGAAUGAUUUCAAUAUGACGGCCAAGCUAGACGAAGCAGUACAAACGCAAACGAGUAGCACAGAGAGUGACGUUACAUGUAUAACGCCCGGCGUUUACAUUCCAAGAUCAAGAAACAGGUAUUUCACCCACUGCCACCGCGACUCGUACAGGACUAAAUGCGCCCGAGCUGUAUUGAAGAAUGGAGAAAUUAACGUCGAGAAAUUCCUCAAUCACAAAAUUAGAUUCUUCACCAACUGGUUCAUGUCAAUGGUCGAAGGAAGAUGGAGGUGGACCCUCUUGAACUUCUUCCUAGCAUUUACUGGGAACUGGCUGACUUUUGGUUUUAUAUACUGGUGUAUAGCCAUGAGUCAUGGAGAUUUGACUGAAGAUCAUCUACCCCAUAAUCAAAACGAGUCUAAUUGGACUCCGUGCAUCGAAAACAUCUACGGAUUCACGUCUACCUUCCUGUUCAGUGUCGAAGUCCACACAACUGUAGCCUAUGGCAAAAGGUCGAUCACACUAGACUGUCCUGAUGCCAUUUCCGCAAUGUGCCUACAAUGUAUCAUCAGUUCUAUAUUCCAGGCCUUUAUGGUCGGGAUCCUCUUCGCUAAAUUAACCAGGCCUAAAGCCAGAACGCAAACUAUACUAUUCAGCAGACACGCGAUAGUCAGUUUACGAGAUGACAGACUCUGCAUGAUAUUCCGAGUGGGGGAUAUGAGGAAAUCCAGGAUAUUAAACAUCAAAGCGUCUAUGUACCUCAUUAGAUUGAACACAGACUUCCAUUACUUGGAGAGUAAUGAGCAAAUUGAGCUGAAGACGUACAUGGAUAGCUGUGAGUCCAGCUUCUUCUUAUGGCCUGUGUCCGUUAUCCACGUUAUAGAUGAAUGCAGUCCGCUAUACGAAAUGUCUGCAGCAGAUCUACUUUGUGGACAUUUGGAGAUAAUAGCAGUUUUUGAAGGAAUAAUCGAAUCGACAGGACAACCAGUCCAAGCCAGAUCGAGUUACAGCGAAUGUGACAUUAUUUGGGGCCAUAGAUUUGCCCCUAUGGUCAGUUACGACGAAGACAGGACAAUGUAUGCUGUAGACUUCGCGAAAUUGAGUGAAACUGAGCAAGUGGAUACACCGUUGUGUUCGGCCAAGGAAUAUGACGAAAUUCUGACAGUUGUGAACUCUGUAGCCUUAAGUGAUGACUGUUCUUUGGAAAAUCAAGAUGCAAUAAGGUGACCUAAACCAAAAUUAGUGCUACUAAAGUUCCGGAUUGUAAUUUCAAUGUUUCGAUAGAGAAGCCACAAGUUGUGGAUAGUAAUUUUAAUCGUUUAGAUAAAGGAGUCAGUGCAAAAUAUCAGCCAUAAGACUUUGUCAAUGUUGUAUGAUAAAAUAAUGAAACUGAGUCACAAAUA